Messenger RNA from Bursaphelenchus xylophilus (pine wood nematode), 1172 nucleotides. The record is from the annotation of a GenBank genome assembly. NCBI's taxonomy places the organism in Eukaryota, Metazoa, Nematoda, Chromadorea, Rhabditida, Aphelenchoididae.
AUGGAUCCGAACCAGUUUGGGAAACGUACUGUUGGACUAAAUGUUGGACUCGAUGAAAGCUUUGUGGUGAAGCCUAGACGUUAUUCGUGGCAAGAAGUGGUCGAUUGCAACCAACAGGAGCAGAUUCUCAACACCGACAUGGCCAGAAAUGCUAUUUCCGCGUUGGAUAUUAUAAUUGCCAUUUUGAAUGAGGAGGUCAGAAGAGUCAGACAAUAUAUCCCAAAGGUCUCCAUCGCCGAACUUCUCAAUUUGGCCAAAACGAAAGUCCCCAAAUUUAAGUUACAAUCAUUCAUCGAGUUUAUUCGAUGGUUCACAGGAACGUAAGUUGCUUAAGUUCUCGUUCGUUAUUUAGAAUUGUCUAAUUUAAGGCCUAACAGAAUGCUUCAAGGAAAUGAAGUGAAUAUAGAUGCGGCCUUGGUCAAGUUGGACUCAUCUGAGGACUUUUCGAACUCCUUCAGCGAUGAUGAUGACGAAUCGAUGCAUGCUGCCUCAACUGUCUGUUCUCUGGCCAAUGAUAAGAAGAUAAAUGAAUUGGAGGCCCAGUUGAAUGAGUUGAAGCAAACUUUAAAACUGAUUAUGGAUCAGAAAGGAGUUACACCUCCAACCCCAGAAGUUGCUAAAGUAACUUUUAUUUUUUUGAUUUGAUAUUCUUUUCAUUUUAGUCUAAACCUGGAGUCAUUCCACCUGUUAGUAAGGUUGCCCCUCCACCGCCACCCCCUCCUCCGUUUUUAUUGAAAAAGAAAUCUUCCCCUGUGGCUACUGUCAUCCCAACGCAACUUUCUAGUCCAGAAGAAAGUGUUGAUGAGGUAAGAAUAAAAAUUUGGUAACCCAAAGUGUUAAUUUAGAAUAAUCCACCGGUCCCAGUUCCCAGAAUUGGGCUCAAUUUCCUGGAGUUGGGCUCCGUGAAGCUGAAAAAAGUUGCCAGGUAAGGGGCGCUUUAUUAUUUCACUGAUUUAUUGUUGUUGAAUUAUUUGCUUGAUCUUAGAACUCCUGGUGGAACGCCGAUCCGACAUCUGUCGCAAUCACAAGAUCGAGAGGAUAUCGCCGGAUGUUUGGCGAAAGCUUUGAAACAAAAAUUCAGAAAUACGGGGGAAACGGAAGAGAACUGCAACGAUGAUUUGAAUUCGGAUGAUGAUUGGGGGGAGGAAGAGACUCAGGGCCUGAAGUCGUAG